Molecule: messenger RNA, 480 nt
Organism: Didymodactylos carnosus
Lineage: Eukaryota; Metazoa; Rotifera; Eurotatoria; Philodinida; Philodinidae
Source: the annotation of a GenBank genome assembly
AUGAAAUCCUGCGUAAGAUCCUAUAAGACCUUGCGUGAACAUUUGUGGUAUACAGUUGUGACAAUACCAGAAACAAUGAUCGAAUAUAUUUAUGACUAUGGUUAUCUUGACAAUAUUACUGAUGAUUUGAGUGAAUUAAAACGAAAAUCAACUUCGAAUUUUGAUAAUUUAUUUAAUAUGAAGAAUACAGUAGGUAAUAGACGACCAAGUGGUGAAAGUGCAUUGUUAUCAAUAGCUAAUGUAAUGAGACCAUCACCAUCCACAUACCCAUGUACUAGUAUGGAUAAUAUUGAUGAUAAACGAAAAGAUAAACCACAUUAUGGAAAAACACUGCGUCUAUCAUUUCAACACCUGGAACUACGUUCACUACCAAAUGCCACCGCUACUAGAUCAAUGACAAAUGAACUUUUACAGGAGAUAAAGCCUGUUUCAAAUCUAAUGUCACCCAUCUUGAAGCCGAUUAGACUACCUUAUAUAUAA